Molecule: messenger RNA, 2112 nt
Organism: Prorocentrum cordatum
Lineage: Eukaryota; Dinophyceae; Prorocentrales; Prorocentraceae
Source: the annotation of a GenBank genome assembly
UUGAGAGCGACUUGGCUCAAGCAGCGCCCUCGGCGAAGCCUCACGCGACCCCACGCCCCGGCGUGCACCGUGAUCCUCUCGCAGGGCGCCCAGCCCGCUCGCCGCGCACCGGCGACGGCCCCACAGGUGCUGAAGAAUGAGCUCCCGCAGGUCGACGGCCUGAAGGAGGAGGGCGGCAGCUUGGCGGAGGCUGCGGUGCCACGCCUCUGCGGCUCGCCAGAGCGCAGGCUGCACACCCUGGCUGGCAUGUGCGGCGGCGGGCUGGGGGAGGGGACGCCGCCUGAGAUGCCGUCCCGCUCCGCCGCCUCGGCCGAGGUCAGGAUCGAGGCCAGCGCCCACGUGGCGCAGACGGACAGGACCUUCCAGCAGCCUCUCCAGAUCUUCGUCAAGACCCUGGCUGGAGAGACGAUCACGUUGCACAAAGUGAUGCCGACAGAGCGCAUUGAAAGUGUGAAGGCGCUCAUUCGGCACAAGGAAGGCAUUCCUUGCGAGAUGCAGCGUCUCGUCUACAGUGGAAGGCAGCUUGAAGAUGGACGUGCACUUGGCGACUACAACAUCACGACAGAGUCCACGCUGUUCGUAACUUCCGUUCUGGUUGGAGGUGUGCAGACCGGGGGCGCCAGCGCGUCUUCCGAGAGCGGGGAGACGGGCGCACGGGCGGCUUCCCCGCGCACGUCCGCCGUCAGCUCGUUCGCGGGAUUGUGCUCCUGCCUCCGAGGCCGCCAGCUGGGAACGGUUGGCGUCGCCGAGGCGCAGGCUCCCGCCGAGGACGCCAACGAGGAGCCCAUCGACCCCAGCCAGUUCACGGACGCCGCGAGCCUGUUCGACGCGCUGGCGUGCACCGUGCAGGGCCUGCACCCCGUGCGCCUGGUCCGCAUGUCGUGGCUGCUGCAGCAGCGCGGCACGGUGCUGAAGCGGCGCCAGGAGCUGCCCGAGGAGGCGUUCGUACCUGCAGGGGAGCUCCGGCAAGUCUGGGAAGCUGGCGGGCGAGGAGGCCGAGACAAGGUGGCACCCAUCAUCACCAUCUCCUUCUGCUGGGAUACACGAGACCACCCCGACCCCACGGGGAAACAGCUGGAGUUGGUGAUCGAUACUCUGGAGAAGGAGCGCCACAAGUACGCCGCACUCAGGUUGGGCUUCCCGGGGUUCACCGAGAUGGGGAUCUUCUGGGACUGGCCCUCGCUGCUGCAGGGUGACCCUGACAAGGCCGAGGCAGCGAAGAAAGCGGCACUGCAGGAGGGUAAAAGCGACAAAGAGGCCGAGGACGCCGCGGACAAGGCCAAGCGCACGCCCGCCGAAAAAGCUGCGUUCAAGCAUGCGCUCCACAAGACCAUGGAUCUGUGGUAUGCCCAUCAGGGCACCACAGUCUUCCUCCUGACGCAGCACCCCCAGGACCGAGGCAGCACGCGCGAGUGCGGGUACGACCAGUCGGGCUGGACGACGUACGAGCGGUGCUCCACCGAGCAGAUCAAGAAUGUGCAUCGGCAUGUGGCGAAAUGGAGCGCCGUGGCCGACCUGGGGCAGGGAGCGGGAGCCAGGGCGGCGGGCAGGAAGUGGCCGGUGGGCCCCGACGAGUUCGACCGGCUCAUCGAGGGCAAGACCUUCACGAAUGGCUCGGACCGCGAGACGGUGAAGCAGAUCUUCCGCCGGAUGAGCCGCGUGCAAUUGGGCAGCGUGACGGAGCUGGCCUUCGACGGGAUGAAAGGACCCCUGAGCCCCGACGAGGCGGCGGGCCUCGGCGGCUGCCUGCGCCUGUGCGCCCGCCUGGAGAGGCUGAACAUGAGCGAUUGCGAGAUCGGCCCCGCGGGCGGCGAGGCACUUGCGGCUGCGUUGCCCUCGCUGACCGCCCUGCAACACCUGGUCCUGGACAACAAUGCCCUGGGCGAGGUGGGCGGCCAGGCCAUUGCGGCCGUGCUGCCCUCGCUGCCCGCCUUGAGGGUGCUGAUUUUGCAGGGCAACGACAUCGGCGAGGGGGUGAAGGCCAUUGGCGCAGUGCUGCCCUCGAUGCCCGCCCUGACGGAGCUGUAUCUGGGCGUCAACAACAUCGGCGACGGGGCGAAGGCGGAGCUGCGGGCCGCGUGCGAGGCGCGCCGCGUGCGUCUGAAUAUCUGA